Messenger RNA from Podospora pseudocomata, 342 nucleotides. RefSeq lists its product as uncharacterized. Bases 1 to 342 code for a protein of 113 amino acids. Lineage: Eukaryota; Fungi; Ascomycota; Sordariomycetes; Sordariales; Podosporaceae. The record is from RefSeq and is a predicted model, not a curated record. The transcript has a single exon.
AUGCCAUCUUCCGAUCUUUUUGACCUUGGCUCGGAUCCGGCCCUGGAGCAGACGGCAUUGAAGAAGCAGCGGAGUGGAGAGAUGCCCCUAAAGUUCAACCGACUGGGCAGCAACCAGCAGCGGAUGCAGCAGCAUGCGAGGCCACCUAGACAGCUUGCCUAUCAUCCACGCGAGGCUCUCCAUCAAGACGUUCCCGAUAGCACUGGACAGAGGGCCUGCCCCGGACUCAUGGCAUGCAGGCGACUGGUCUCGACUCGCAGACAAGGUGAGCUGUUCGUGCCAUGCACGAUGAUGACAGCAUACCCCGCGACGUUGGGCGUCUUUCCCAUCUGGGGUUCUUAG